AUGGCUAGUCGUGAUUUCAUUAGAAGUGUAGGGCCUACUGACGCGGACUUUGGUGAUCGGAUUCAAAGGUUGAUGGCUAAUGCAGACAGUGGUAACGAUAGUGAUUUCAGCAUGAUCGACGAUUCAGAUGCCGAUCCGGACUUUGUCAUCUCAGACCACGAGGACCAAGUCAUACCAGGAACACCUAGUUCUUCAGAAAGUGAAGAAGAUGAUAUUGUGAAUCUACAUAAUAAUGUGGACAACAUAAUAAAUGCAGUUGCUGAAGGAAUUGAUCAUCUUCCUGAAUCAAAUGAUGAGAAAAUGAAAUCCCUUUUCACUAAAGAUGAAUGCAGUCGCCCAAUAUUUCGUGCGACGAUGUCUGAAAAGCGCUAUGAGAUACUCAUGGGAUCAUUGCGAUUUGAUGAUGCACAAACACGUGCCCAAAGAAGAAAUGAUGAUAAAGCUGCUGCUAUUUCCGAAAUAUUUUACAAAAUCAUUUCAAAUAGCCAGGCAGCUUACAGCCCAUCUGAGUUUGUAACAGUAGAUGAGAUGUUGGUUCCCUUCCGAGGGCGUUGUGCAUUCCGAGUCUACAUGCCUAAAAAACCUAAAAAAUAUGGCAUAAAGGUGAUGUGUCUGACAGACGCCAAGACGUCAUAUCUAGUGAAUGCCUACAUCUAUACUGGUAAAAACAGCGAUGGCGAAGGAUUGAGUGAAAAGGAACAAGAGAUGCCGGUAGCUGUUCAAUCUCUUACAAGAUUAUGUAAAGUUAUUGAAGGCAGCAAACGCAAUGUUACCGCCGAUAAUUGGUUUACCUCGUUGGGUGGUGUGGAGCAACUUGGAAAAAUGAAACUGACAUACGUGGGCACUGUCAGAAAGGACAAAAGAACUAUCCCUGAAGAGUUUCAAGCCUGUCGAAGACGGCCUGUUGCCUCUACACUGUAUGGCUUUCGAGGAGAAAUGACACUCUUAUCUUUUGUGCCAAAACAGAACAGAUCAGUUUGUCUCAUAUCUACGUUUCACCAUUCCAUUGAAACAAAUCAGAACAAGAAAAAACCUGAGGUGAUUAGUUUCUACAAUGAAACAAAGUCAGGGGUAGAUGUACUGGACAUGAAGUGUGCAGUGUUUACUUCCAGCCGAAAAACUAGAAGAUGGCCGCUUGCAAUGUUUUAUCGCCUAGUGAACAUUGCCAAUGUCAACAGUUUCAUUGUGUAUAUGAGCUACUCCGGCACUCAGAUGACAACCAGAUUUGAGUUCACAAAGCGUUUAGCCCAUGAGCUGAUUGUUCCGCAUCUUCCGAAGAGGCUUGAAGGUGUGGUAAAUCUUCCACGGGACUUGACUGUUGACAUCAAGAAGAUCCUCGGUGAUAAUCCAGAUCCUCUACCAGCUGCAGGUGCUCUUACCGACCGAUUGGAGAAGCGGAAAACCUGUGGGAAAUGUCCGCCAAGCAGUGACAGGAAGACACAACACAAGUGCUUCAGAUGCAAUGUGCCAAUCUGCGGUAGCUGUCAAAUCCGGUCCUGCUUUGAAUGUGCCGCUUUGUGA
Molecule: messenger RNA, 1521 nt
Organism: Anastrepha ludens (Mexican fruit fly)
Lineage: Eukaryota; Metazoa; Arthropoda; Insecta; Diptera; Tephritidae
Product: piggyBac transposable element-derived protein 3-like
Exons: 2
Coding region: 1-1521 (506 amino acids)
Source: RefSeq, a predicted model, not a curated record